Naegleria gruberi is the source of this 408-nucleotide messenger RNA. RefSeq lists its product as uncharacterized. The transcript has a single exon. Lineage: Eukaryota; Heterolobosea; Eutetramitea; Acrasida; Naegleriidae. The record is from RefSeq and is a predicted model, not a curated record. The coding region runs from base 1 to 408 and encodes 135 amino acids. Gene Ontology annotation, molecular function: calcium ion binding.
AUGUCCCACUUUCAAUUCAUCCUUCAUUCUGCCACCAAUCUUCCAAAAGCCGACGUUGUUGGCACCAUCGAUGCCUAUGCAGUUAUUAAAAUUCCAUGUGAAACAUGUGUAAAGGAAUAUGUGACACCUUUCAUCAAUGAUGAUGAGAAUCCAGUUUGGAAUUUUGAAUGUCCAUCAGAGAUUUAUAUGAAUACUAAUGAUGAGAUUACUGUGGAAAUAUGGGAUAAGGAUACAUUCACGAGGGAUGACUUUGUUGCGAACUGUCAAAUUUCAAUUUCUAAUAUUUUGGCAUGUCCAUUUAAGGAAAAGACAAUAAUAUUGAAAUGUGUCGAUGAUUACACUCCCUAUGACAAGAGCAAACCAGCAACAGUCACAAUUUCUGCUUUUUAUAAAUCCUUUAGAAAUUAA